Messenger RNA from Syngnathus acus (greater pipefish), 2285 nucleotides. RefSeq names its product tetratricopeptide repeat protein 39A. Gene Ontology annotation, molecular function: protein binding. The record is from RefSeq and is a predicted model, not a curated record. The coding region runs from base 278 to 1969 and encodes 563 amino acids. Lineage: Eukaryota; Metazoa; Chordata; Actinopteri; Syngnathiformes; Syngnathidae. The transcript is spliced from 18 exons.
CCGUCACUGCCUUCCUCAAGGUGUGCGUGUCAAUGGAAGCAGAGGAGGAGUUAAGCGCGCAACUCUUUUCACGUUCCCAUACACCGCUCAAACUAAAUACUUUAAGUCCCGACUCGAGCUCAAACACAUUAAACAGGAAACUGAGGAUAUAGUCCAACACUUGAAUUGCAAUUGGACCCUUGCAAGAGCUUGGUUUGAAUUUGCACAGAAAGUGCUCAAUGCGCCUUGGUUCGGUUCUGGCGUGUGAGAAUUGCACAGGUGGAGCAGCUGAGAGAACAUGUCCAAUGGAAAAGAUGACAAUCCUGCACAGAACAACUCAUCCCAGAUGACCCUAGAAGAAAGCCUGGAAGAGUGUAUGGUGGCCCUGGAUCUCUUCCUAAACAAUCACUUCAAUGAAAGUCUGGAGAGGCUGCAACCCAAAGUGGGUGAGAGUAUGUACCAUGCUCUCAUCUAUGCCACAAUCCUGGAAAUGCAGGCCAUGAUGACUUUCCAACAUGAAGACAUUUGCAAUGCUGGAGCAACCAUGAAGAGUGCUCAGGAUCUCUGUCAAAGGUUUCGCCGUAAAUCUCCAAAUUUAGGCAAGUUCACAGGGGAGCUCACUGAAGAACAGCUCCAUGCUGAAGUGUGUUACGCGGAAUGCCAACUCCAAAGAGCUGCUCUCACCUUCCUCCAGGAUGAGAACAUGGUGAGUUUUAUCAAAGGUGGGAUCAAAGUACGAAACAGUUACCUAAUUUACAAAGACUUGCAUUCCUACGUGAAAUCUCAAACCUGUUUGAAAGGAUCCGGCCAUAAUCACUUAGAGGGUGGCAUUUCAUUUGGAGUAGGAGCGUUUAAUUUGACACUCUCUUUAUUUCCACCCCGGAUACUAAAAUUAUUAGAAUUUGCCGGCUUCUCGGGAGAUAAGGAUUACGGUUUGUCUCUGCUUGAUGACGGCGCGACGGCAUUGAAUUUGCGCUCCAUGCUGUGUGUUCUGCUACUGCUUUGUUACUACACUUUUCUCACAUUCAUACUAGGAACAGGUGAGGGACAUGUGGUGGAAGCUGAAAGAUUGCUGAAAAUAUUCCGGGUUCGCUAUCCCCGGGGAGCAAUAUUCCUCUUCUUUGCUGGCAGGGUAGAGGAGAUGAAAGGAAACAUCGAUGAGGCGGUGGCCUUAUUUGAAGAUGGCUGCAAGGCCCAGCAAGCAUGGAAGCAAUUCCACCACAUGUGCUACUGGGAGCUCAUGUGGUGCUUCACUUAUAAGCGAGCAUGGAAAAUGGCUUAUUUUUACGCAGACCUACUGAGCAAGGAAAGCCGCUGGUCAAAGGCCAUGUACAUCUACAUGAAAGCUGCUUGCCUUAGCAUGCUGCCAAAGGAAGAGGAACGCCCCUUCGGAGAGAAUGAGGUGGAUCUCUUUAGACAAGUGCCUGUCUUCAAGCAGAAGAUAGCGGGGAAGUCUCCUCCCACAGAGAAAUUUGCUAUCCGCAAAGCUCGCCGCUACAAAGCCAACUGUCCAGUCAGGCUAGCAGUGCCAGUGCUGGAGAUGAUGUACAUGUGGAAUGGUUUUAGUAUGAUCAAAAAACGACCAGAGCUGACUGAAGGCAUGAUCCAGACGCUAGUGGAGGCUGAGCGCACCUUGUUGGAGUCUCCAGAGAAUGAGUAUUCACUAGAUGACCGUUGUGUAAUCCACCUGCUGAAGGGAAUGUGUCUGAAAAACCAGGGGCUCCUCCAGGGUGCCGAGGAAUUCUUUCAUAAAGUUUGUUCCAGUGAGAAGAAGCUUAGGUUUGACCACUACCUCAUUCCCAACUCCAUGGUGGAGCUCAGUCUCCUCUACAUCGAACAAGGCCGAAGAGACGAGGCCAUCAAACUUCUCCACAAGGCCAAAAACAACUACAAAGAAUACUCUAUGGAAUCUCGCACGCAGUUCAGGAUCCAUGCUGCCAUGGCCAAACUGAAAGCUGGCUCUGUCGAUGCGGACCAAACUCAUCCAUAGGGAGAUCGAAAUUUUAUCUUGGGAGACACUCUUCAAAUGCUGUCAUUGUCAGUGACGUGUCUGCGGUUUUAGCCGAUGCCCAGUUUUCUACUUGUGCCAAUUUUCCAUCAAGUAAUUGCUGGGUUUAUAUUUGGGUUUGUCUUUUUGAGAUUUGAUGACGGUAAAACGCGAUUGGCGUCAAACAGUAGUAUAGUUUUGAAUAGAAUUUAUAUAAGAAUACAAAGUUGUUAAUGAAGACAUUUCAUUGUAUGGACCAUGUUUACAUAACCUGCCUCAACCGUUGAUGAAAACCACUCGAAAUGACUUUGAUAGGAAA